Messenger RNA from Sardina pilchardus (European sardine), 1420 nucleotides. RefSeq lists its product as uncharacterized. The coding region runs from base 98 to 631 and encodes 177 amino acids. The transcript is spliced from 2 exons. The record is from RefSeq and is a predicted model, not a curated record. NCBI's taxonomy places the organism in Eukaryota, Metazoa, Chordata, Actinopteri, Clupeiformes, Clupeidae.
GGUUGUAAACGCGCCACAGGUACUGGCACUGCAUCUCUGGUAACGAUAGAAGUGCAGGUGCAAAUUGAAUUUGAGUAGGCUUCUGUGAUCUGCACAUAUGACGAAAAGGAGGGCAGAGGGAGCAAUUUACCAUGACUCGCCUCAUAAAAGACUGUGCUUCCAGUCCCUAUACAACAACGACACCGCGUUGCCCGCUUUACGAGUUGUCCAAGACGCAGACGCACCGUCGUUGCUCUCUUUCUUAAGUAGCCAUUGCAGAAAGCGAAAUGUUUUCGAUGACCGAGAAAUGCAAGAGUCGUCUCGACCGCGAAAGAGAUCUUUUAAAAACAAGACGAGCUGGACAGCCUUGACUGACAAUGAGAAGAAUUCUGGAAGGUUCCAGGAGGCAUGCGUGCAGUCUGCACAGCAGGUUGCUUCAAAGAAACGCCCACGCGAGGAGACCCAGCUGCAAGGAUCAGAAAAUGUUCCAAAUGUGACAGAAAAAGCAGAUGAGGACUUGAGUACUUUCAACACAUUCCUAUUUUGGAGACCCCCUCUGCCAGAGCUUGACAUGUCAUUGCUGCAGGACGCAGAACCUCCAGAGCCCGCCGCAGCACGAGACAGCAGAGACAGCGAAUCCAUGGAGACAUGAAGAUCAAAUGACAUCGUGAGGAUCGGGUGGGAGAAGAGGAUGGUCAAGUUCUGUAUAGUCCAAACCAAAGAUUUUAGAGCAGAGCUCUAACUUUAGCUUUAACUCAUAGCGCUGUAGAUCUAGAAUCUUUGGUUCAGACCAUGAGUGCAUUGAUCUGAGCUGGAAGACUAAUACACUCAAACAGAUCUUUGUCUGCAGACAUCAAGUGACUUGUCCGACUAUCUGAACAGUAUGCAUACUCUCCUAGAGGACUAGGACAUCUAUAGUGUACAAACGUAGAUUAAAUAAACCUAAAUAAAUGCCCAAACAAUCAUCACUUUAUGGGAGUUAUACAUCAACAUUUGUUUGAAAUAUAAUUGAUUGGCUUUUGAUAGCAGUUUUACGUUCUCUGAGAACUGGAUUUCUUUUUCUUUUUUUAAUGUGAAUAUUGACAAGAUCAGUGUUAUUCCUUUCUCAUGAUACCUGUUACUUUAUAUAGUAGGUUAGGAGUUGCCACCUCACAGCUUUCAGAGGACUAUAGGGUGUUGAAAUAACACUACCGUGUUUGCUCUAAUGCUUUGUCAUUGCAAGUUGGAGCAGGGAUGUGUACCCAAUAACAAUUAUCUGUUGUCUUCGUAUAAAAGGACAUACAUGUUUUCUUUUGUACCUGUUCAGUUUCAGAUGUUCUGCUGUAUUAUGUUAGUGGAGAGUGAUCAGCAUAUAUGUAAGAGAACUCUGCAUGAACUGCCACUGCCAUAAUGUUCUGUAUAGCGAUUGCUUUUUGGCAAUUAAACAUUUGUUUUUCCUAUA